This is a messenger RNA of Saccharomyces cerevisiae S288C, 1641 nucleotides long. RefSeq names its product serine/threonine protein kinase YCK2 (gene YCK2). The coding region runs from base 1 to 1641 and encodes 546 amino acids. Gene Ontology annotation, cellular component: plasma membrane. Gene Ontology annotation, molecular function: protein serine kinase activity; ATP binding; protein kinase activity. The transcript has a single exon. Gene Ontology annotation, biological process: cell morphogenesis; glucose mediated signaling pathway; positive regulation of ubiquitin-dependent endocytosis. The record is from RefSeq and is marked reviewed. Lineage: Eukaryota; Fungi; Ascomycota; Saccharomycetes; Saccharomycetales; Saccharomycetaceae.
AUGUCUCAAGUGCAAAGUCCUUUGACAGCAACGAACUCUGGUUUAGCUGUCAAUAAUAACACAAUGAACUCACAAAUGCCUAACCGUAGCAAUGUUAGAUUGGUCAAUGGUACUUUACCCCCAUCCUUACAUGUUAGCUCUAACCUAAAUCACAACACUGGCAAUAGCUCUGCCUCCUAUUCUGGCUCACAAUCACGCGACGAUUCCACUAUAGUCGGGCUGCACUAUAAGAUAGGUAAGAAAAUCGGUGAAGGUUCAUUUGGUGUACUUUUUGAAGGUACAAACAUGAUCAAUGGAUUACCAGUUGCUAUCAAGUUUGAACCAAGAAAAACAGAAGCCCCACAGCUAAAGGACGAAUAUCGGACCUAUAAAAUUUUAGCGGGAACACCUGGUAUACCACAAGAAUACUACUUUGGUCAGGAAGGAUUACAUAACAUAUUGGUUAUUGAUCUGCUUGGUCCUUCUUUAGAAGAUUUAUUCGAUUGGUGUGGAAGAAGAUUUUCGGUAAAAACUGUUGUACAAGUCGCAGUACAAAUGAUAACUUUAAUUGAAGAUUUGCACGCUCAUGAUUUGAUAUACCGUGAUAUUAAACCUGAUAAUUUUUUGAUCGGAAGACCGGGUCAACCAGAUGCUAACAAAGUUCAUCUAAUUGACUUUGGUAUGGCCAAACAAUAUCGUGAUCCAAAAACUAAACAACAUAUUCCGUACAGGGAAAAGAAAUCAUUAAGUGGCACAGCAAGAUACAUGUCGAUAAAUACACAUUUGGGUAGAGAACAAUCGAGAAGAGACGAUAUGGAAGCUAUGGGUCAUGUCUUCUUUUAUUUCUUGAGGGGGCAGCUACCAUGGCAAGGUUUGAAAGCACCAAAUAACAAGCAAAAGUACGAAAAAAUUGGCGAAAAGAAAAGACUAACAAAUGUUUACGAUUUAGCUCAGGGUCUCCCAAUCCAAUUUGGUAGGUAUUUGGAAAUAGUCAGAAAUUUAUCGUUUGAGGAAACUCCUGAUUAUGAGGGCUACCGCAUGUUACUUUUAUCUGUGUUGGAUGAUUUAGGUGAAACAGCAGAUGGACAAUAUGAUUGGAUGAAGCUGAAUGGUGGCCGUGGUUGGGAUUUGUCGAUAAACAAAAAGCCGAACUUACAUGGUUAUGGUCACCCAAAUCCACCAAAUGAAAAAUCAAAAAGGCAUAGAAGUAAAAACCAUCAAUAUUCAUCACCCGAUCAUCACCAUCAUUACAAUCAACAGCAACAACAACAGCAGGCUCAGGCUCAAGCACAGGCUCAAGCACAAGCCAAAGUGCAGCAACAACAAUUGCAACAAGCCCAGGCCCAGCAACAGGCCAAUCGUUAUCAAUUACAACCAGAUGACUCGCACUAUGACGAAGAAAGAGAGGCGUCGAAGCUUGAUCCAACUUCGUAUGAAGCAUAUCAGCAACAAACUCAACAAAAAUAUGCUCAGCAACAACAAAAGCAAAUGCAACAGAAAUCCAAACAGUUUGCCAAUACAGGUGCCAAUGGUCAAACUAACAAGUAUCCAUAUAAUGCGCAACCAACGGCGAACGACGAACAAAACGCUAAAAACGCAGCGCAAGAUAGAAAUAGUAACAAAUCAUCGAAAGGUUUUUUCAGUAAGCUAGGAUGCUGUUAG